CAGGAGAUGUCAAAAACAUUUAAGAAAAUUCCACUGUCCAAUGACACAUUUACAAGGAGAACAGAGGUACUUGCCUAUGACUUAGUAAACCAGUUAACUGAUGAUAUCAAAGAUGCACCCUGCCUUUCACUUGCGGUGGAUGAGUCAACAGAUAGCACAGACCAAGCCCAGCUAUGUGUGUUUGUCAGAUAUUUCAGCAAGGCAAAGGGGACAUUCUGUGAAGACAUACUGGGCCUUACUCCACUCUGUCACACUAGAGGAGAGGACAUAUAUGAAGCUAUCAUUCAGAUGCUUAAUGAACGGGGAAUUGAUGUCAAGCAUAUUGUGUCCUUCACUACUGAUGGUGCUCCAGCCAUGAUAGGGAAGGAGAAGGGAGCUGUUCUGCGUCUUAAAGAGCAGCACUCUGACCUGCUGACAUACCACUGUAUAAUACACCAGUCCGUGCUGUGUGCUAGCCUUGGAAAAGAAUAUUCAGACGUCAUGGAAACUAUUAUGAAGCUUGUGAACUACCUGAGAGCCUCCUCUGCCCUUCAGCACCGUCUUCUGCGGGCAUUGCUUACUGAGGUAAAUGCUGCUUAUGACGACUUACUCCUCCAUAACAAUGUUAGGUGGCUGAGUGAGGGAAAAGUCUUGGAAAGGUUUUGGGGCAAUCAGGAAAGAUUUGGAGAUGUUUUUGUCCCAGCAGAAAAAUAUCUCCAGCCGCCUUUCAAAGGAACGCACUGCUGCCAUCAGAUCAUACACUGUGUUGCCUUGGCCCUGGAGCUUCAGAUUUAG
This is a messenger RNA of Carassius carassius (crucian carp), 774 nucleotides long. Its product is annotated as SCAN domain-containing protein 3-like. The record is from RefSeq and is a predicted model, not a curated record. The transcript is spliced from 3 exons. The coding region runs from base 7 to 774 and encodes 255 amino acids. Lineage: Eukaryota; Metazoa; Chordata; Actinopteri; Cypriniformes; Cyprinidae.